This is a messenger RNA of Linum trigynum, 1058 nucleotides long. The record is from the annotation of a GenBank genome assembly. Lineage: Eukaryota; Viridiplantae; Streptophyta; Magnoliopsida; Malpighiales; Linaceae.
UGAAACACAGAGAGAGAGAGAGAGAGAGAGAGAGAGCGAAUUGCAAAGAGAGGCAACCAUGGCUGACAGAGGUGGAGCCGACAGAGCCGGUGGCGAGAGAGGCCGCCGUGGAUUCGGGGGACGGGGAGGCGACCGAGGAAGGGGUCGUCGCCGCGCCGGCCGCCGCGACGAGGAGGAGAAGUGGGUUCCCGUGACCAAGCUCGGCCGCCUGGUGAAAGAAGGCAAGAUCCGCAGCUUGGAGCAAAUCUACCUCCACUCGCUCCCCAUCAAGGAGUACCAGAUCAUCGACACCCUCGUCGGCCCCGGCGUUCUGAAGGAUGAAGUCAUGAAGAUCAGCCCCGUCCAGAAGCAGACCCGCGCCGGACAGCGCACCCGGUUCAAGGCCUUCGUCGUCGUCGGCGACGGGAACGGCCACGUCGGAUUGGGCGUCAAGUGCAGCAAGGAAGUCGCCACUGCGAUUCGCGGCGCCAUCAUUCUGGCGAAGCUGUCCGUGAUUCCAGUCAGGAGAGGGUACUGGGGGAACAAGAUCGGGCUGCCACACACGGUGCCGUGCAAGGUCACCGGGAAAUGUGGCUCCGUCACCGUCCGGAUGGUGCCCGCCCCGCGUGGCGCUGGGAUCGUCGCGGCUCGCGUGCCCAAGAAGGUUCUGCAGUUUGCUGGGAUUGAGGACGUUUUCACUUCCUCCCGUGGAUCCACCAAAACCCUUGGAAAUUUCGUAAAGGCUACAUUUGAUUGCCUCCUGAAGACUUAUGGUUUCUUGACCCCUGAUUUCUGGAAAGACACCCGCUUCACCAAGUCGCCUUUCCAAGAGUACACCGAUCUUCUGGGAAAGCCAACCAAGGCCCUUAUCCUUGAAGACGUCGAGAGAACCGAGGCUUGAUGGUGAAAAUUUCUUGACGACGAGAUGAUGUAGGAUCUCCGAAAAGGCAGUCAGUAUGCAAUACUUGGUUAGCUUGCAGUCAGUAUCAAAUACUUGGUUAGCUUCUUGAGAACGAUAAUCUUGUCAAUGUUCCUGUGUUCUGUGUUGAGUUUGUUUAGGAUACAGUUUCGAAUUCCAU